CAAUCAAAUGGUAUGAAAAGUGUCUUUCUCUAGUACCAUCCGAACCCCAACUGUUAUCAAGAAUUGGUUUCUUGUAUGAUGCUGAAGGUGACAGACAACAGGCUCUGCAUCAUUAUGAACAAGCCUAUCGUUAUUUUCCAUCCAACGUAGACAUUCUAGGAUGGCUGGGAGUGUACUAUGUUGAUAUUCAGAUUUAUGAGAAAGCUAUAGAAUAUUUCAGAGAAGCUUCAAGAAUUGAAUCGAAUAAUUCCAAAUGGCUUUUACUAAUGGCAAGUUGUCAUAGGAGAAAUGGAAAUUAUAAUGAAGCUCUAGAAAUUUAUAGGAAUGCUCAUGAAAAAUUCCCUCAAAAUAUAGAAUCUUUAAGAUUUUUGGCUAGAAUAUCAUCUGAUUUAGGAUUAGAAGAAGCUGAUGAAUAUGUAACAAAGUUAAGAAAGAUAGAAAACUGGAAAUAUGAAGAUAUGAAAAUGUAUGAGCAAUUUCAACAGAAAUUAACUUUUAUCAAUGAUGCCAAGCAGCUAACAAAUGAUAACGCUUCAGUCACAAGUAAAAAAUGCAAUGCAAUUAGUUUUGAUGAUGACAUAGAAGUGAAUGAUCUUUUACCAGAUUAAUGACAAUCUAGAUUAGUAUCUAUGAAAAAAUGUGCUGAGACAAAAUUUAUUUAUUUUUUUCUUAAAGUAUAAAAUAAAACCUUCAUUGAAUUAUU
Messenger RNA from Centruroides sculpturatus (bark scorpion), 703 nucleotides. RefSeq names its product intraflagellar transport protein 88 homolog. The record is from RefSeq and is a predicted model, not a curated record. Bases 267 to 608 code for a protein of 113 amino acids. Gene Ontology annotation, molecular function: kinesin binding. Gene Ontology annotation, cellular component: centriole; ciliary base; non-motile cilium. The transcript is spliced from 7 exons. NCBI's taxonomy places the organism in Eukaryota, Metazoa, Arthropoda, Arachnida, Scorpiones, Buthidae. Gene Ontology annotation, biological process: intraciliary transport; non-motile cilium assembly.